Helobdella robusta is the source of this 1128-nucleotide messenger RNA. RefSeq lists its product as hypothetical. The transcript is spliced from 3 exons. The record is from RefSeq and is a predicted model, not a curated record. The coding region runs from base 1 to 1128 and encodes 375 amino acids. Lineage: Eukaryota; Metazoa; Annelida; Clitellata; Rhynchobdellida; Glossiphoniidae.
AUGCAAUCAUCCCAUCAGCCAGUAAGCAACACUUUCUUGGACAUUAUAAACAGAGACAAAGAAUUGCUCAGGAUGAAACAAACUCCACGCAAUUUCAAUGGCUCGAUGUCAUCAACAAACAUCGAAGCAUUCAAGCCUAAAACCAUUUCUCCUCCCAACUUAGAACAAAACACAUCCCCACCGUCUUCACGGGCAAUCCCCGGUGCACAUCCACCCUUUCCAGCACAAACACACAGCAGCAAUACCCUACAUAUAACGUCUCCACAGCCUCCACCACAAAAGUACAUCCAAAAAGCAUUGUCGUCAUCAUCUUCAUCAACGUUAUCGUCAUAUUUCAGGUCAAAUUCGUUGUUGCCAAAUGAAAUUUCUUCUCAGAAUGUUUUCCUUCCAUCCUCACCACCUCCACCGCUGCCUUCGUCUUCCAUUAUGAUGACGGACGCAUUGCGAGAUGGAAAGGUUGUUUCAUCAGAACCACCGGCAGAUCGUCUAACAGCAUUAAACCAACCAUCACCGUGUUCAGCAAUGCCAUCAUUAAAAUCAACGGCACCACGUGUAUCUUCAUCGUCAACAUCGCUCGCAUCACCAAUACUUUCAUCAUCAUCUUUACAUUUCCUACGCGUUCACCUUGCCAACCAACAACCAACGUUAAAAGAAACGUUAAGCACAAAAAUGCGACAUGAACAAAGUGUAGAAAAUGAACAGAAUCAGCCAAAUGUAACAAAUAGCCUGAUCGACAGAAGCUCUAUAAAAGGCUAUCCUUCCGACUUCGAAAAAUUGCGAAUCCAGCAUUUCAAAGAUGAAAUGAGACAACUGAGGUUGGAACAUGACAAGCUGAAGGUGGAAAACGGGAAACUGACUGCUGAAAACAAAUGGUUGAAAUCCAGAUUGAAUGUUCACUCAGAAAGAUGCACGUGCAACAAAAGUUUCAGCUCCUGCAACGACGAAUACAGCAACAACGACGACAACAUAAACACAUUCAACAGCAGAUUUAGCAACAAAAGAUUUUUCACAAACAACAACAAUGGCACCAGCAUUGUUAACAGCAGCAGCAGCAACAACAACAACAUCAGCAAUGACAACGCCGUUCAUAGCAACAUCUCACAAUGGAAGGAAACUGUAUGGAUCUGA